Paramecium sonneborni is the source of this 586-nucleotide messenger RNA. Lineage: Eukaryota; Ciliophora; Oligohymenophorea; Peniculida; Parameciidae. The record is from the annotation of a GenBank genome assembly.
GAUGAAAUCUGGAAUUAAAUAAUGGGUAACCCUUGAUAACAAAGAAUUUGAAAAAUUUUUAAUUAUGAGCAUUGAAGAAAUAUUUAAAAAUUAUGUUAUUGUACCAAAUUUUAGAUAUUAUAUACCUUAAUAUAAUAAUGAGAGUUAUGUGAAGAUUUUAGAGAUGAUCAUAAAUAAUCAUUGGAUCUUCCAUAAAAUAUAACUUUAUAUAGAUGUAAUCAAAAUAUUUACACGACUGUUGUUGAAGAUUAAAAUAUUUCAGUUGUUCUUUAAAUUGAUUAUUUGUUUAUCAGAAAUUAAAGUUUUUAUUUUUCACAAGUUAAUGAGAUUUUUAUUGUGUCUUUAAUUUGAAUAGAAUAUUGGGUUAAUUAUAUUAAAAUGGAAGGAUCUUUAUAUCUAGAAAAAAUAUAAAAAAAAGUCUUGCUUGGAAAUUUCUGAAUCUAAAAAAAACAAGAAACGAUUGAAUUAUAUAAAAAUCUACAAUUUUGUAUAUGGUUUACAAUUUGUAAUAUUAAUUGAUUAGAGAGGAAUAUCAUUUGAAAAGUUGAAGAAAUAUUUUUAUAUUUGUUAGAUUUUCAAUUAUUGA